Molecule: messenger RNA, 1905 nt
Organism: Paramecium sonneborni
Lineage: Eukaryota; Ciliophora; Oligohymenophorea; Peniculida; Parameciidae
Source: the annotation of a GenBank genome assembly
AUGUCUGAUUAUUGCCAUUAAACUUAAUUUGCCACAAAACCCAUUCAACAGAAAGUUAUUAAAAAUUCAAACGCAAAUUUUGAUAUUACUCUUAAAAACUCUCUUUAUUUCUCUACCUAAGCUUUUUAUUCAUUAACUAUUGUUUAUAUACCUAAUUUAGCUUUUAUUAAAAUGUACAAUCUGGGAACAGAUACUUCUAUAAAAAAGAUGUUAUUUACUAAAUAAACUAAUAAUAUAUUCAUCAUUUCAUUUCCUUAUUUCAAAAAAUAAAAUAUCUAGCUUUUUACUCUUGUUGGUAAUAUUAAAAAAUUACAAUCAUUUCAUUUUAAGGCUUCUCAUGAACUUUUGCUUAAUCAAAGGGAAGACUAAUUGAUUGGUAAUGGAAAUUGCGAAUUAGAAUUUUGGAGAAAAACAGAAUUAUAAUGGAAAUUUUAGAAUUAAAUAAAAAAAGAAAAUUUUUAAAGUGGUAGUAAAUGUAUCAUCCAUCAUCCUCAUGACAUUUUAAUAACAGUUCAAAUAAAUAAUAAUUGGACAAGAAUGGAGAUGUAUUAGUUGAAUUUUUAAUAAACAUGGGAAAUAUAUUAAAUAAUUGAUUUCUCUGAAAAACUAAAAAAAAAUUAUUUCAUUGUUGAUUCUUCCAAAUUAUUAUUUCAAAUUAACAAAUCUAAUUACUUCCUUAAAUUACAAUUAGAAUCUAAUUAAAAUUAAGAGAAAAAAUAUAUAAUUGAAAAAAAAAUUUAAUCAUAUCAAGAAGAAUAAAUAUUUAGUAACCUAAAAUUUUUUAAACUUCACUUCUAUGAUCUUAAUCCUCAAAGUUUUGAAGUCCGCAAAGUAAGUGAAGAUGGAAAUAAAUUGAUAUUAAUCAGAUUUGACAUAUCUUAUCUAAACUUUAAGUAAUCUUAAAUGAAAAUUUAAGUAAGAAAUAAGAUUAAUUCUAAAAGAAAUUGGGAAUAUAAGCAAUUUACACAAAUUCUUUUUUUUAAAUAACAUGAAUCAAUGGCAAUUAAUAAUGAUGGUUCUUUUCUGGUAAUUGGAUUUAAAAAAUCUAUCUCAAUAUAUUAGAGAAAAUAGUCAAGUUUUGAAUUUUUUUAAUCUAUUUGGCUUAUAUUCAAAUCUUGUUCAUAAGUUUAUUUUAUGAGAAAAACAAAUUAAUUUAUAGUAGUGUAUACUGAUCAUACCCUAGAAUUUUGGAUAUGUGAUUCAAAAAAUAAUAAAUUUCACCUUGAUUCAUAAAUCUCAGCUCUUUGUUAUAUUUUGGCUUUAGGUUAUGAAGAUAGAUUAAUUGUCACUGGAGGAUAAAAUUCUAUUGUCUUCUUUUAAAAGAAAAAAUAAUGGGAAAAAUUACAAGAGAUUAAGACUGAAAAUUAAGUAAGUUAAUUAUGCAUAGAUUAAUCAGAAACCAAAAUAAUCUAUGUAAAAGAUAAUAAGCCUUUAAUCUACCUUGUAAUUAAAUUGGAUAAUGAAUAAUGGUCUUUAGUCCAUAGCUAUAAAAUUGAGAGUCACAUAAGUUUUUUAACAUUUCUUAAUAACGAUCAAUUUUUUCUUAAAGUAGGUUCUUAAAAAAUAAGAAUCUGUAAAAUAACACCUGAAAAUACUAUCUAGAUACUUCUGAAGUUUCGAUUAUUUGUUAAUUAAUAAUUAAGUUUUUAAACUAAAAAUGUUAAUUUACAAUUUCAUUCUCCUACUAAAAAGUUAAUUUUUAAUAGAUAAAAAUUCAUAUUAAUUACCAAAUAAGGAAAGUAUACCAUGCUAUUAGAUUUAAAAAAAAUAUAAAAUGGCGAACUUUAAGUAACCCAAAUGAUUAAAGCGGGAAUUGAUCAUUCAUUAUCUGAAGAUGGAGAAUACCUAGCCACUUUUGGACCAGAAACUAAAUAGUUCGAAGUAAGGAAGUUUUAAAGUUUUUGA